UUAACUCGUCUCCGUGCCUGACAGGCUUGGCUGGUGUUUGAGGGUGAGGGAGCGGCAGGGAGGUGCAGGCCAGGCAAGCCUGGGAGGGAGAGGGUGGAGUGGGAGCUUCCGGUGAAUCGUGCCAUUCUCGGGAGAGGAAAAUGUCCAGAAAGGAGCCGCUGCUCGGCGCCUUGAAGGCAUGCAUUCUGAGCCUCCAAGCAGACAAGGAUCCUAUCACAGAUCGUAACCUUCAUCUCACCUCCUUGUGUGAUAUUCUGGAGAUUAUCCUACGGAAGGGAAUCAGGCAACCAGUCCUAGGCCUGAGAAAGAGAGACUACUGGCACUGGUUGGAGCAACUUCCUCAGCUGGAUCCCUGCAGCGGGUUGAUUCAGGUGUCAAUGGCCUUGGAGAAAACUAUUGCCUGCAAAAAGCUGCUGACAGCACAAGGCCGGGGACGGCAUUAUAUCCGACAGGCUCUGAACCAGAAGAUCCUGGCAAUUACAGUACAGCAUCUUCGCCACAUGCCAAGAUUCAUAGAGUGGUAUGACCCUGAGAGCUCUAUCCUUGCCAAAGAGUGCUUUGCAGAACCAUUCCUUUCACUGCUGCUGGUCUUAUCACAGAUGAAUUUCACUCUUGACUUGCAGAACAGUAGUUUCUUGGAUGAGAGCUGGCUGCUUCCGGUCUGUGAGACAUAUGACACAGUCCCCUGCCGGGAGCUGGGAAUGGUGCUCAGAUACACUGACAGGCGUAUUUUUGUAACAGAGGUGAUUGCAGGAAGUCAAGCUGAAGCAGAUGAAUGUGUCCAUGCUGGGGACAUUAUUGAUGGAAUCAAUGGGAUUUCAUUGCGAAAUGCCCAAAGAGGAGAGGCACAAACAGUUUUGCAGAAACUUCGAGGAAAACCUUUAAGUUUUCAGAUGAUUCGCUGGAAGUGGCACGAUGGUACAGUGUAUGGACCCAUGCUGCCUCAUCUGCAACUGAUGCAAAAAGAGAUCCCUAACUUUCAGCUCCGAUACGAUAACAAAUCAAAUGAAGAGAUGAAAGAAGAUGGUUUGCGGGAAGACAGGCUGCUGUAUUCACUCCGAUUCUUGGGCAAGGUGAACAUUGGAAUGUAUGGUGGAAAGGAGGUGUUGGAUGUGGGCAUUGAGAAAGUCCUGCAGCAAAAUCUUCCCCCACAGGAGGUGUUGUUCGAUGUGAAAGAAACCGAAGUUGUCUGCUUAAAGAACAACUCAACACAGGUCCUCUUUCAUCAUCACUUCCCUGAGAUCUCUUCAGUGGGACACCGAUUAAACAGGCGGACCCUCUUUGCUUAUUGUGUGGCGAACUCCCCAGAAACACCUCAGACAACAUCUUUCGAUUGCUUGGUGUAUGAGUCUAACAUUGUUGAGGAGGCCAAUGAAAUUAUCCUGAGGAUAGCUGCAGGAUUCCGACACACUGAGUGGUUUGUGUGACACACUAAUGGAAGUGGCCAGCUGGGUUUGUCACCUUGUUGUAUGGUUACUUCAUCUGAUUUGAUUUAUGCUGCAAAGACUGCCUGGACAUGCUGUGGUAAGAGAGGGACUCCUCGAAAUCAACAUCGAACAUCACCAACAAAAAAGGCUGCAUCUGACUCGGAAGAACCAUUGCCAUACACCAAGUGUGAAUAUGAGAGAGAGAAGGGCAGGACUCAUUAGUGUCUCAACAUAUUUCAUACAUACAAUGGGGCCGUCACUGCUGAUGUGACAGGAUCCUCUGAGUAAGGCGAAAUAACUGCAGGUUUUAAAUACAAAGCAGAAGGUUAUCGAAACUGUUUCUUGUAGCCAGUGGAGUAUGUGCAUUGAAAUUACUAGAACAUCAUUCUCUUGCUCUACCUCAGGACAGUGGCUAGGAAACCAAUUUGCAGUAUUCCCACGUCCACUCUUACGGUAAAGAUUACUUACUCUAUUAGAACUUCACAUGAUGUCCUUAACCUGUCUCCUCAGCUUGCAGUCCAUUGACCAAGUAAGACUGUUUCAAUAGCUGUCAAUAUUGUCUCUGAUUGUAACAUAAUAUAGUCUACCGUUUGACGCCCUUGUGGCAAAGUCUGUGGUGUUUGGUUUUUAGUCACAUCUCAGUUGGCCACAGUAUGAAAACUUCACAUACCUACUGUAAAAUGUUUCAUUUUCAGGUAGGGUGUGGGGCCUAGUUCUGAUGUUUGGUGUGGGAGUUAGUUGUAAUGUUUCAUUGGUUUGGGUGGACUUUUUUGAGGGUAAUUAUAAUGUUUCACUGUUUGAGUGGGUGGGAGUGUUAUAGAAAAACAAUGCUCAGGGGCACCCUGGGAGCUGUGAGAAAAGCAGUAUUUCACACCCCUGUACUGAAACCUGAGUGGGCUCCUCUCCAAAGUGAAGAGGAUGUGGUGAUAAUGCGAAAAGGGAGCCUGCAUCCCUUGCACUUUUCUUCAGUGCAGAGGGGCCAAGUGGCAACAGCUGAACCCAUGGCAAAAAAUUACAUAGAAAGUAAUCAAGGUCUUGGGGUGCAGCGGUAGCACCCUACCCCUGGACUAUGAGGUCUGAGUUCUAGUCCCGUCUCCUCCAGAGGUGUGUUACAACAUCUCUGAACAGGCUGAUUAGGAAAAUAGGUUAAUUUUUUUAAAAAGGUAAUCGGGGGCCCUCUUGUGUACUGAGGUAGAGUUCCUGCCCCUGGACUUAGAAGCCCAGGUUCAAGUCCUGCCUGCUCCAGGGUGUGUAAUAACAUCUCUGUACAGGUUGAUUAGAAAAAAUAGGUUAAACAAGAUAAAUAAUCAAUUUGAGCUCAGACUGAGGGCACAGUGAAUAAAGGAAUUGCUGGUUUCUCGGACUCAGCCACUCAUUUGUAAUGAGUUAUAUGAUCUCUAUAUGUUUUUCCUUAAUCUCACAUUAGAUGCAGGUGUCACUGGCAAGAUCAACACUUGUUAUCCAUUCCUAAAUGCCCUUGAACUGUUUGGGGAUCCAGACCAUAUCAGAGGGCAUUGUUGUGGGUCUGGGGUCACAUGCAAGCCACACCAGGUCAGGAUGGUAGAUUUCCUUAAAAAACAUUAGUGAACCAGAUGGAUUUUUUACAACAGUGGCUAAGUGGUCACUGUGUGAGAAACUAUUUUUUUGAAUUCCAGAUUUUCACUAAGGUAUAGCAUUUGUCUUUCUUAAAACCAGUACAAAAAAUAACUAAUGGGAUAUUGGUCAUUAUCUUAAAGGGGUCAGAAUAUGAAGGAAUGGAGGUUAUGCGUCAUCUGUACAGAGCUCUGGUAGAUGCCACUACAGACAGUUGUGGACACUAUAGUUCAGAAAAGAUAUACUAACCUUCGAGAGGUUACAGUGCAGAUUCAGCAGAAGGACAUGGGACAUUAGAGUUAAUUUACCAGGACAGUUUGCUUGAGUACAGGAGAUCCCAGGGUGAUUUAAUUUAAUAAAUGUUCAGCAUGAUUAAAGAAUUUUAUGAAGUAGAUAGAAACUACUCCCUGUGGUGAAGGAAUUCAAAAUAAGGGGACAUGAUCUAAAAUUAGAGCCAGGUCGUUCAGAGCUGAUAUCAGGAAGCAAAUGGAAAUCUGGAACUCUCCUCCAUAAAAGCUACUGAGGCUGAGGAUUGAUUUAAAUUGUCAGAACUGAGAUUGAUAGAUUUUGUUGGGCAAGGGGCUUUGACACCAAAGGCAAAUAACUGGAGUUUGGAUGCAUUUGAGGUUCCUGUCUUGUGAAAACAAGCAAUUGCUAUUUCAAAAGACUGUGUUUGUGACCAAUGUCACCACUAGAUGGAACACUACAAGCACAACGUCACCUUCCAGUAUUUCUGUGGCUGGUAUAAUAGGCUCCUGCUGGCAGGGCCUCAUUUGGAAUAUUCCCAGCGAUCUCACUUGCCUUAAUGGAGUGUCUAAAUUGAAAAUUUGACACACUGGGAAUAUUACAAAAAAUACUUGAUUUUUAUUAUAAAACAGUUUGAGUAAGACAUAACAAAUGUCAAAUGUAACCAAAUCCUAUGGCAUCAGUAUGUUACAAUAACAGUCUGAAGUGUCAGCUGUAAAAAGUACUGUACAAUAUCACAAAAGGCCACCAGUGAUUGUUGUAUUUUGUAUGUCAGUAUUUGUCUGAAAGAAGCAGGAUUCGAUCCAUCACCGAGGUUGUUUGUGCAUGCUCAUGAAGUGGCAGUCCAUGUUUGGAAAACACAGUCCAAUUUGAAGCAACACAAACACAUUCUCCCCGUUGUCUUUGUGGGUUUCGUCUGGGUGCUGUGGUUUCCUCUCACAGUCUAAAGAUGUGCAGGAAAGGUAAAUCAGCCAUGGGAAAUGCAGGGUUACAGGGAUAGGUUACGGGGUGGGUCUGUGUGGGAUGCCCUUUGGAGGGCUGGUGGGCUGAAUGGCAUGCUUCCUCACUGUAGGGUUUCUGUAAUUUUAUUCUGUGAUUCUAAGACUACAGGACAGAUUUGUUGUGAGCUGAUGUGAUGGAAUAGGGACAAAGGGCUGCAUAUUCUAUUCCUGGUUAGGGUUUGUGCAUGAUCGUAACAGGAUCAUGGGGUGGCACAGCAGUUCAGUGGCUAGCACUGCUGCCUCAUGAUGCUAGAUUCCAGCCUUGGGUGACUGUCCAUGUGGAGUUUUCUCAAGGUUCUUCAGUUCCCUCCCAUAGUCCAAAGUGUGCAGGUUAGGUGGAUUGGCUGUACUAAAUUGCCCAUAGUGCCUAAGGUAGGGGGUAGAUCUGGGCAGGAAGCUGUUUGGAGGGUCUGUGUGGACUCAAUGGGUCAAAUGACCUGCUUCCACACUGUAGGUCUAUGGUCUUAUGAUCAGGCUAUUUGGUCAAAUAGUAUGUUCCUGUUUUCUGUGCUUUUCAGUCUGUGUGUUUCUAUUCGUGAGAGUACACGGGUUUGGGUGUCAUUGCAGUCAGCAGCCGUUGUCUGUCAGACUAUCUUCUGCUAAGUUUUUGCACAUUUGGGUAUGAAGGGGAGAAAAUUGACACAAUGAGCCAUGUUACUCACCCAUGAUAACUUGCAAUGCAGUUCUUCUGAAUGUCACUGAACAAAUUUCACUUGUCUCUAAGGGCUGAAGGGGAGGUGAGGCGAAGAUCAUUUUGUGCAAUAAAUAUGUUUAUUUGUGUGCUUCUGUUAGUAAAAGUCUCUGGGUAAGGGAAAGUAAAAGAGAAUUCAAAAAAGAAUGAAGUAAUUAACAGAAGAGAAAAAACUUUGAAAGUUUAGAGGGAAAGGUGGGACUAAAUGAGAUGCUGCUAGGAAGAGUUUGAACACACAAGACAAGCUGAAUGAGGUUCUUUGUUGUAACAAUUCUGUGAUUCUAAGUA
Molecule: messenger RNA, 5246 nt
Organism: Stegostoma tigrinum
Lineage: Eukaryota; Metazoa; Chordata; Chondrichthyes; Orectolobiformes; Stegostomatidae
Exons: 16
Coding region: 141-1427 (428 amino acids)
Molecular function (GO): protein binding
Source: RefSeq, a predicted model, not a curated record